Molecule: messenger RNA, 4461 nt
Organism: Oreochromis niloticus (Nile tilapia)
Lineage: Eukaryota; Metazoa; Chordata; Actinopteri; Cichliformes; Cichlidae
Gene: zc3h6
Product: zinc finger CCCH-type containing 6
Exons: 13
Coding region: 343-3852 (1169 amino acids)
Biological process (GO): negative regulation of DNA-templated transcription
Cellular component (GO): nucleus
Molecular function (GO): metal ion binding; RNA binding
Source: RefSeq, a predicted model, not a curated record
UUUUGAGAUGAUGUCCCUGUUGAGAAAGCCUAUGAAGAUGCUGAAAUCAACGAACAUGGUUACAUUUCUGUCUGUUUCUCCCUCCGUCUCCUCUAUUUCACCAUGGCAGCUGUCAACCGACGGGACAUUAGCAAAGCGGGGUAUCAAGCUGCGCUCACAGAGUUAAAACGUCAUUGAUAUGAAAGAGGAGAGUGUCUGUUUACUGUCUCUGUCGAGACAUGUAACACCGUGAGUCUUUUCCAGUCUGAAAUCUUCCAGCAUCUCUCACAAACCAACGUCUCCUUGAGUGACUGAAUUAAUUCACUCUUGUACCGGGGGAAAGGGAGGCAGAUCCGUUCUCCAAUGGCUUCUGUGAGCCUUGUUUCCAGUCCCCCAGCCCCUGUUCUUGACAAAAACAUGAAAGACUCUGAGCUUGCAGGGGAUGAAAGAGAGGAUGGCGAACUGGAAGAUGGAGAAAUAGAUGAUGAAGGGAUUGGAAUUGAAGAGGACAACAAGGAGGCUGUGGAGGUGAAUGAAGAGAAGGAGAAGGAAAAGGAGAAGGAAAAAGAGAAGAUUAGAGAGAAAGAGGAAAAGGCUCACAGACACUCCAGGAAAAGAUACAGAAAGACCCGAGAGAAGAGGAGGUCUAAAAGAAGAAGACGUGACAGACCGAAACAUCACUCGCCCUCAAGCAGCUCCAGCUCCGACAGCUACGACUCUGACUACGAUCGACCGGAAAGGUCCAAAGGCAGAAAGGGCCUGGGAUCUAAUCGCGAGUCUGAUGGCCAGUCCUCUCAGCAUUCAAAGGGAGGCAACUCACACAGGUCCCCACCGUACAAGAGCAGCGAUUUCGACAAAUACAGCGACUACAGCGACGACAAGUACGACUACGAUGACGAGGAGGAUGAUUAUGAAGACGACAUGUCCGAGUAUCAGCAGUCAAAAGAUUCGUCGAGUCAGGGAAGGGGGCGGCACGCUAAAGACCAGAUGAACAGAGGAAACAUGAGGGGGAUGAAGCAACAACAGUACGGGCAGAGGGGAAGAGGCAGAGGGAGUGGACCGGGGAGAGGACGUGGGAUGCUGAACAAGAACAAGAAGCUGAAGGGUAAACCCUGGGGAGGACGCGGACGAGGUCGAGGUGGAGAACAAGGGAUGGAAGACAUGGCACAGGAAGGAAAAAAUUUGUCCGGUUUCCAGAAGAAGCGGCCAAUAAUGAGCAAGGAGUUUAUCAAUCAGCACACCGUUGAACAUAACGGGAGGUACAUCUGCAAGUAUUUCCUGGAGGGUCGGUGCAUCAAGGGCGAGCAGUGCAAAUUUGAACACGAGCUUGUUGUACCAGAUAAGAAAAAGGAGCUUUGUAAGUUUUAUCUUCAAGGAUACUGCAGUAAAGGAGAUAACUGCAUUUACAUGCACAAUGAAUACCCGUGCAAGUUCUUUCAUACCGGAGCCAAAUGCUAUCAAGGAGACAACUGCAAAUUCUCCCAUGAAGCUUUGACCGACGUGACCAAGGAGCUGCUCGAUAAGAUAAUUAAUACUGAAGAGGAGAAUGCCCGGGAGGAUGAGUUGGAGCUGGAGGAUCUGAGAAAACAGGGUAUUUCCCCACUUCCAAAGCCUCCUCCUGGGGUUGGGCUGCUGCCCACUCCCGGUCAGAGCAGUCCUACAGAUAGCCAAGCAGGGAAGAAGAUCCCCUCUCUUUUUGAAAUCAAGGUUCAACCAACUGUAGACUUGGCACAAAAAAUCGCUCUGAGCGGAUCCAACUACCCUCAGAAUCAAGGAGAAUGCACAGGUGAGUUUACUGGAGGUUCAGAGGACACACAGAGCAGCAGCAUGGUGGCUUCAGGCUCUUCUGCUCCUCCUGUUCCUCCACCCGGAUCACCCGUUCCCGUGGGUCACACCGCUGCGCCACCGAUGCCACAAAGCCCACCAGGGCAGCACCUGCCGCACGGAUUUCCAAUGCAGCCGCCGAUCCCAUCCAGCCAACCGCCACCCUUCCAUGGAAACCGACCUAAUAUCAACCCGCAGAUGAAUAUACAGAGGCCUCCAUUCCCCCCUAUACCAGAUCUACAGAUGGCGCAAAAUCUCUUUCCCUUUCCAUCUGCGGGUCAGAACCCACUAGACUUCCUUAGCAGCUUCCUCCGAAACCAGACCAUUGGUCAACAAGGAGACCCUGGUCUGGCUUUCAUACAAAACCUCCAGCAACAGAUUGGUGCAGAGUCACAGUUGCAGUCUUUACCACCAGCAGUACAGAAAGCCAUCCUUUUACACCUGACACAGCAGCAGCAACAAGAGUCAAAUCCACAAGGGAGUGAAGCACAGAGAGCAGAUGGCCAGGAUGAAAAUGCAAGCAGAGAUGAAACUACAAACUGGUACUCGAGCGAUGAUGAGGAUGGGAGCUGUGUUUCCUCCAUUCUUAAAUCUCUGAAGAGACAGAAUGAGAUGCAGCAGUCUCAGCCCAAGACUGCCCCGGUGGCUCCAGCACUGGGUGACCCCCGCCUCAUUAAGGAAAGGGCUCCACCCAGUGACCCACGUGUCAAGGCUGACCCUAGACAGCGACUCCCAGAUAUGAAAAAGGAGCCAGAUGGCGCUUCGGAUCCACGGCUUUCCAGAGACCCCAGGAAAAUGAGACCAGUGGAACCGAGCUCAUACCGGCAGCAGAGCCAUCCUGUUCAUCAAAAGCCUCUUACAGGAGAGGAGGAUGACGAAGGAGAGAGGGAACUCAGGGACAGGGCUGUUCUCAUUCCUUUAGAUGCCAGCCCAGGUGUGGUCCUGAGAGACCCUCGAUGCCAGUUAAAGCAGUUUAGUCAUAUUCGUGUUGACAUUCUGCUCCAGCGGCCUGCCUUUGCUCAGACAGUUGUGUGGGCCCCUGAGGAUCUCAUCCCCUCUUUAGUGCCCAAACAGGAACACUCCAUCAACCUGCCUCUUCCACCUCUAAUUGCUGAUGCUCAGAUGAACCGAACAAGCCUGCCCGACCACCCCCCAGUCUCCAGCCCCCCGCUAUCGGAUCCCAGACUUGCAGCUGCACGUUUGAAGGAACGUAUGAGCCGACUGCCCACCGGUUCUCUAGAGUCGCGAUCUUCUACAGAGAGACCUGUAGACCCACGCCAGCAAAAGUCUUUGGACCCCAGACUCAAACGUACAGGCAGUCUGGACUCCAAGCUGCUGGGUCCGAAAGAGCAGUCUUCUGGGGCAGGACUUGUGGACCCCAGGUUACAAAAGGUCAGUGCUAGUCCCUCUCCUCAUGCUGCCCGAGCCAAGCCAGAGCCAGAGAAACUUCCACCUUAUGCUCCUCGACUGGCGUCCUCUGGUGGAGGGUUGGAGAGUCCCACUACAAUCCUGGGAGGCAUCAGCCUGUAUGAUCCUCGUUCCCAAACCGAGCAAGUUCAGAAGGAGCAGUUUGAGCCUCCUAAAAAGGCGGGGAUUCUUAAACAGGCGGCUAAGAAAGACAGCACUCCAGCACCGUCACUCUCACCCAUCCAACGAAGCGGCUCGUUCGAAGAGGCUAAAAGCACAGAUGCUGCAGAUCACACUCCAGCUUCCACUUCUCCCACUGUAACUCCUGCCUCACCUCUCAAACCACCCGCUGUACAUAAUCUCCCCAUCCAGGCUCUGGCUGGGCUAAUCCGACCCCAGUACACUGACCCGAGGCAAGCUAAACAGGCAGGACAGGGCUCUACAGGAGCACAGGAAGAGGCAGAGGACAAGAAGGAGCAGGAAGGGGAGGCUGCUCCAGAGAAAGAACCGAAACAAGAAGAUCCAGAGGAGGAGGAAGAGGAGGAAGAGGAGGCAGAUGACAGGACACUUAAAGAUGUGUUCAAGACUUUUGACCCCACUGCUUCCCCUUUCUGCGGUCUGAAUCUUUUGAGGAUGUUCUAACAAACAUCGCUGCUCCUCGUAUCUCUCGAAGAAGCUUGUAAGUAGCAGGAAAAAUGUUACGUGUUUUCCAACACGCUGUCAAUCAGUAUAAGAAAUCGCUAAAGUUUUCCAGUGUAUUAUACGGAGAAGUAGUACUAUCUUGAUAACACUGCAGUUGUAUGUAUAUAUGUUACAAAUGUGACCUUGAUGACUAUUUUUACUGUUGAAUUUUGUCGAAUAUGAACCGAAAAGAGGCUAUAAGUGUACAUGUGCUACAAAGAGUGAAAGUUGUAGACGUAAGAUGGAAUAUUGUUUGGUAAUAUUGGUUUGUUUAGGUCAUAGUUCUCCGCCGUCUGUAAUUUGAGGUAUUCCUGUUUGACCGAAACUAAGCUAUUUCCUUUUUUUUUAAAAAAGUUCUUUUCAUGAUUCACAUUGUACAUGCUUAUUUUGUAUCAUGUGUACAGUGUGUUUUGGGGUGGUUUUUUUAUGUCAGCGUGGGUCGGUAUGGUGGUUAUGGUUGUCAUAAUAUUGUCUGAUAUUUUUACAACACAUGCCAGUCGUUUCAGUGAGUUUGUUACAAAUAUCUGGAAUAAAGACAGGAAACAGCACCAGUUUUAUUUCAGAACCACA